AUGCUUCCUCUUACUUCCCUCGUUGCCACCUUGGCGACAUUCGUCGCUUUUCAUGUCUCUGGAUCGGUGGCGAUGAAGAGCCAGCCCGAAGCCGACAAUACUGUCGCCAUCAUCACGGCUAUCCAGCCUGUUGCUACGGUUGAUCUCGUCGUCUUGUUUAAGCAGGACUCUGGAGUUGGCGAGUUCGGAGCGGUCAACGCUUUUCUCGAACUUCCAGUCACCGUGACCCCUACUUGCGACCUUCCUGUCCCGACCAAGCCACCCGUCUCUAGUGACUCUAACUAUCAGGAUCCUCGCAACGACCCUGGCCCUUCGCAGCAACACCAGAAUCCGUUCACCGAACAGCUAGGCAAUGGACAGCCGGCUAUGAUGGAAGACAUGAUCGCAGAGUACAAUCGUCAGAAUCCUGCUAACCAGAUCCCGCCGUACGUCUUUUGUACGUCUUUGCAUGCCACCUCUCGCGUGUACACACGUCGUGAGAUUUGGCUGGCUAUCCAGGCUGGAGUUCACGACAUCGGCUUGGAUGUGCGAACUGACGACCGCUCUCUUGGUGCGGCUUGGCCGCGCCGCUUGGGCUUCCAAAGACCCAUCAACACUGGCGAUGCUGUCGGAAGGGUUAUGGAAUACCCUCUUGGUGCUGAUGAACUUGAGCUGCCUUUGACCCAGCCCGCCGAUGAAGCCACUCUAAUGAUGGACCGCGUAACCUUCCUCCACGACGGCACCUACAUGGGCGUGAUCCGAUACACCAACGCAACCCAAUGGCACGACUGCUACCCCCACGGCUGGCACACCUUCCAGCGCGGCCGAAACGCCACCCGAAGCCUCUUUCAGCGGGGCAUAGGCGCUAUCCGAAGCGCCUGGGAUCGCUGGCUCGGCUAUCAGCAUGGCGGUUACGAACGCUUAGAUGAUGAACAGACUGAGCCGCAACUACAGCAGCCGCAGACGCAGACUCAGACGCAGACGCAGCCGCAGCCGCAACAGCAGCAGCGACCGCAGAACGGACGCAAUGCACACAACAACGACCCGAAUUGUCCACCUGGAUGGAUUUAG
This is a messenger RNA of Daldinia childiae, 1050 nucleotides long. RefSeq lists its product as uncharacterized. The transcript is spliced from 3 exons. Lineage: Eukaryota; Fungi; Ascomycota; Sordariomycetes; Xylariales; Hypoxylaceae. The coding region runs from base 1 to 1050 and encodes 349 amino acids. The record is from RefSeq and is a predicted model, not a curated record.